AUGUCUGCUACAACAGCAUCCUCUCACCACCCUCAACAUCGCAACCCCUUCAUCCGCUCCGCGCCCAAGAAGGACAUGUCCAUCACCCAGACCUACUACCUGGCCCACAAGGCCCGGGCAAAGCUCUCGCGCGAGGCCGCCCAGCCCGACCACGACCUCCGCCUGCUCGUCGGCCACGCCAACCUGCUCGACUCGCUGAUGCUCGAACUCGCCGAUGCCGAGCGCGAGCAGGAGCGGUGGUUCAACCAGUCGGUCCGCGGCGCCAGCAAGGCGCCCGCCCGCCACGUCCAGUGGGCCGACCGUGUCGAGGAGCGGUCCGUUGACCACUCGUCUGACGACGACUCGGACCUGGACGAGGAUGACGAGUACAACGAGGACGACUUUGAAAUGGCAAAUGCAGUGCCCGUGCGGACGCCAGCCCUGCUCCGCGAUGACGAUGACCUCGAGGAGGACUACGCCCACCUCGAGCUUGUGCGGACACCCUCGCACUCCAGCUCGCCGCCGGACCUGAUGGACCCGGACUCGGACACUUCCGACGACGAGUCGAUGCCGCCCUCGCCAGCCGAUGCCGCGCUGCCAUACAGUGAGAAGGAGGCCAAGAGCGACCCCUCAGCAGAGGAUGCUCUCGACGGCGAAGAGUACUACAUAUCGCGGCGGAACUCCACCGGCCUGGUCUCGGCCAUAUCGGUCUACUAG
This is a messenger RNA of Hirsutella rhossiliensis, 696 nucleotides long. RefSeq lists its product as uncharacterized. The transcript has a single exon. The record is from RefSeq and is a predicted model, not a curated record. Bases 1 to 696 code for a protein of 231 amino acids. Lineage: Eukaryota; Fungi; Ascomycota; Sordariomycetes; Hypocreales; Ophiocordycipitaceae.